AUGAAGCAUUUUGCAGCUAUCUUUGUCACAGUCUUCGCUACUGGUGCGCUAGCAGACCUCCAUUACACAGGACUCUGCUAUGACUCGCCUGGUAAGGACGUGAAAGUCUUCAACAAGGCAGCAACGGAGAAGGCCUGCGCUUCUUACAAGAACCGCAACACAGGCAGCCAACAAUGGGACCAAUGUCCGGAUUGCACAGUACUAAGUGACCAAGACCUUUUGUACUACUGCAAGUCCGAGGGUCAGCACAUCGGAGGAGACGAACUAUCAUAUUACUGUGGACAGGCGGGUGCGGAUGGAAGUUUGGCGUGGUGA
Molecule: messenger RNA, 315 nt
Organism: Aspergillus neoniger CBS 115656
Lineage: Eukaryota; Fungi; Ascomycota; Eurotiomycetes; Eurotiales; Aspergillaceae
Exons: 3
Coding region: 1-315 (104 amino acids)
Source: RefSeq, a predicted model, not a curated record